Acanthisitta chloris (rifleman) is the source of this 321-nucleotide messenger RNA. It is a transcript of the gene TCIM, whose product is annotated as chromosome unknown open reading frame, human C8orf4. Gene Ontology annotation, molecular function: Notch binding. The transcript has a single exon. Bases 1 to 321 code for a protein of 106 amino acids. The record is from RefSeq and is a predicted model, not a curated record. Gene Ontology annotation, cellular component: cytosol; nucleus. Lineage: Eukaryota; Metazoa; Chordata; Aves; Passeriformes; Acanthisittidae. Gene Ontology annotation, biological process: negative regulation of Notch signaling pathway; endothelial cell activation involved in immune response.
AUGAAAGCAAAGACAAGCUCCAGCACUCCAGCCAUGUCCACAUCCCUGCGAGUGAGCCCCUCGGUCCACGGCUACCGCUUCGACACGGCCCUGCGCAAGAAAGCCGUGGCCAACAUCUUUGAAAGCAUCAACGAAGAGUCCCUGCAGAAACUCUUCAAAAACUCCGGAGACAAGAAGGCAGAGGAAAGAGCCAAGAUAAUUCUCUCCACCGACCAGGACAUGGAGGAGAAAACAAGAGCACUAAUGGCACUAAAGCAGAGGAGAAAAGACAAGCUGCUCCAGUUCCUGACACUUCGGAAAUACUCCAUUAAAGUUCACUGA